AUGCAUUUUUUAUUUACUGGGGAGAUUUUUAGUGACCACUUAAGGGGUUAAAAAUUAGGGCCACUGUAGAGGUCUAAAUGCUAUUACUAGACCACUAAAAAUUUGAGUGGCCACUUUAGGGGUCAAUGGAUCAACAUAACUGGUCCAAUCUGUUUGUUUUAAUAUUAUCAGAGUUACUGGAAGGAAUACUGGAUGAAAAACUACUGAAGUGGCCACUAAAUAGAGAACCUCUACAGUGGCCACUAAAACGGAAAAAGAGGCCACUUUAGUGUCCUCUCCAAGUAGUCCUUGGCGAGCCUCUAUAGUACCCAUUUAAAAAUUUUUUCUCAGUACUUUCAAAAAAAUUUAUAAAGUUUUUUUGAAUCAAAAACGAUUUAGAAAAUUAUUUAUUUUUUUCGAGAAAUUAAAGAAAAAAAUUCAUUUUUCUUCAUAAAAAAAGUUACUAUACAGUGUUAUUCCUAACAAAUCUUGCAUUUUUUUAAAAAAAUUUUGCCAUUGACGGGAUCCGAACCCAUGACCCCACGCUUACUAAUCUGAUCCUUGACCAACUGCUCCUCUCUACCUUUGGAUCAAGGAACUGCGAAAAACCCUUAUAAAAAUAAUCUGUAGAAUAAGAGAAUAUAAAUUAUAGAUCUACCGUCAAAAAAUGAUCUCAUUUUCAAAGAUAAAUUUUUCAUUUUCUGCAUUUUCAAGUGUUUCACCGACCUUUUUUGGUAUUUUUAGUGUAAAACUACGGUUUGUGAGCAAACUGUCUCUACUAGAAAAAAGAGAAAUAAGAAAAAAAAAAUUACGGUAUCCCAGGGUACUCGUUCUUUCUGCACGCACUGUCACACUGCGUCAUCCUCACCGUACUCUCAUUCGCCUACCGUUUCUACGUGAUCUCAAAAAGCGCCCCGAGCAGAAGCUCAACUCGAAUCGCCGUUUUCCUCGUCUACCUUCCGUCUUUCAUCGUUUUUGUGGGUUAAUAAAAAUUGGAAAUCAUUAUUUUUUUUCUAUAGAGCCUUUGUCAAAAAUGAGCUUAAAAAAGCCCAAAAAUUCGUAUUUUCUGAGAAAAAUGAAGCUUUAACGUUCUUAAAGGACCGAAGAUAUGGUGUACACAAAGUAAAAUACCGUAAACCAUACUUUUAACCCAAAAUUCUUGCUUAUUACUCUAAAAAUCUAUUUCUAUUUGGGCUUUCUUAGUAGUGAUGUUAGUGAGAAGGAAAAUUUGGUUGGGAAAAAAAUGAAUAAAAAAGCGAAAAAAGGAACAUUUUAUCGGCAACUUUGCUCAAUAAAUCCAAAAUUCUUCUCAUUUUCAAGCUGAAUUUUUUUUAAUAAAAUUUUUUUUUCUUCACAGGUGUGGUUAGUUAAUUCACCUAGUGGUCUUUUUUUACCUUCCUGCAACAUCACCAUACCAUCCCGAUGUUGCGAAAAAUGAAUAAAUUGAUUGAUUGAAUAACUAGGAACAUUUUUUUACAAUUCCAAGUAGCUCGAUUGGAACGCAGUGAAACGCUUGAAAAGUUGAAAAAAAUUCAUAUUUUUCUUUUUCAAAUGGUUAUAAAUGUUCGUAUUUUAAAAAAAUGCAGAUCAUCUUCUGCUACGGAAUGGAAACUGACCAGUCAAUCAUCAAAGAAUCCAUGGAAAAUCGUCCAGAUAUUCCCUGGAACAUCUCAACUUUCGUCAUCACCAAGAGCGUCUUUUCCCCUUCAGUGGCUUGUAAUUUUUGAAAAAAAGAUUUCAUUAAUUAAUAAUCUCAAGACUGUUCCGUCUACCUGACCGUCUUUUCCACCUUCAACUGUAUUUCUAUAAUCGUGAUUCGAAGAAAAGUCCAACUGAUUUUGAAAAACUCGGCGAGUUCGUUGAGCUCAGCAACGCGAAGGACUCACGCCAACCUUAUCAAGGUAGUUUUUUGGAAAAUUUCAGAGUUAAAAUUACUUUUCAUGAGAGUUCGGAAUGGCGCCGGACCAGAUGGACUUGCGCGCGGGGGUCUCAAAAUUCAAUGGAGAGCCUGGGGGAGCGCAUUACAGCUUGUAAAAGGGGCUGCUAUAGGGGUUUUUAGUUAGCGGCCCUCACAGGGGCUAGUCAUUUGUUGCGGUUCUCAAAAACUGAAAAAAAGACCCCUAUAGGAACCACUAAAUCUUUAAGGGUUAAGACCUUGAACCCCCAUCGGGAAAACUUGAAUUUACCACCUAUAGGGGGCACUAUUUGUCUCUUGUAGGAGCUGUUUUUUCCCCUUAACCCUAUAGUGACCACUCAGGCGUUCCUAGAACGUUAAAAAACGAGGCCAACUUUUUUUUUUCAGAUCUUCGAUUUCCAUAUUUCGAGUGAAAAGAGAAGCUUAUGCUUUGUACUUGUAAUACCUUUUUUUCAAAAAUAAUCUGGAAGAAUAAACUCUCAACAUAAUUUUCAUUUUCAAGUUUUCCAGGCCCUUUCCAUCCAAGCCUCUCUGCCGUUCCUGAUGCACUUGGCAGACGUCUUGUUCGCUCUGACGUACUUGUUCCCCAUCCAUUAUUCAAUCUUGGAAAACGCCAUUUUUUGGCUGACUUCUUUUCCGCCGGCCUUGUCACCCAUCAUCUACAUCCACUACGUUCGUCCUUACAGGUUUUUUUUGCUUUUCAUGAAGGCAAAAUUGAAAACCAGCCUUUUCCCUUGCCUUUGAAAAAUUUCUCUCCGAAUGAACAGUGAAUUUUUAAGACUUUUUCAGAGAAAUCUUAACAAAUAAAAAAACUUACCUUCCUAUUUUUAAUUUAAAGUAGAAGGUCGAGAUACCAAUUUUUGAAAAGGUCAAGCAAUACUGUUGAAAUCGAUAUAAAAACGAAAAUCAGCAUAUAACUAACUUGGCUGAAACGUAUGUUGACUGGUAUGUGGAGAUUUUUGAAAAUGAACGUCAGAAUUUUUUUUUGUCUCAUUUCGAUUCUGAUUUUGACCUCACGAGUCGUGUUAAAUAUAAUAACGUCCAAUUGAAUGAAGAUAACGUACGAAAAAGAAAAUCUGAACUAAAAUAGCUUGGAUGAAACGUAUAGGAACUUGGUAAUUCUCGACUUGAAAUUUCUUUUUGACCCGCUCGAGGUCUGGGCCGAGUCCGACAGCAGUGAAACGCCGGAACGACCCUCAGACGGUCGGAGCAAGCUCCGGACCCGUCUUCGGCUCCAAAAAUGGAAUAACCUAUACAGAGCUCGAUGAGCUCAUAUCGUAGGUUAAUACGAUAAGAACGGUAACUACAAACUGAUCUUAGCCAAAAAGCCGAGAAGCGAUACUGAACGAAGGUUGGGAGGGGUGCUUGAGUCUCAGGGUGUCCCGACUCGGGGCGGUUUGACGCUAGGACGAGAGAAAGGAGGCAAAGAGGCGCCAGUGACGCAGAGUGUUAUUUUUUUGAGCAUUUCUUUUUCGUUCGUUUGAAGAUGAAAAAAAUUUUUUGGAAUAUUUCAAAUUUUUUUAACUUCUUUGCUGGGCUUCCAAUGCUUCUAUAGGCCAUUCCGCGCUAGCUUGUCACGUUUUUCUUUCCGCCAAAAAGACCAGGUCAAAUUUAACCAACUUUCGCUUCAAGACCUUUGUUUCUUGCCGUUAUAAAAGCAGAUAUUUGAUCUAUUUUGGUAUACGGUCUUUUUGGCGGAAAGAAAAACGUGACAAGCUGGCGCGGAAUAGGCUAUAUGGAAAUAUCAGAAACGUUGUCGGAAAAAAGUUUAAAAAUUUUUUAUCCAUGAGAUUUUUCAAAUUUUUCUAAAUCAGCCGUUCUUUUGAAGUUUUUUAAGAAAACUUUCAGAAACGCUGUCGAAGACGGGUUCAGAAGAUGUCUGGGAAUGUCGAACAGAUGGCGUCCGACCGCCGAACAAACUUCUCACACGCAUCAGGCCUUCUCCGUCAGUCUCGGACCGACUUUAUAA
Molecule: messenger RNA, 3863 nt
Organism: Caenorhabditis auriculariae
Lineage: Eukaryota; Metazoa; Nematoda; Chromadorea; Rhabditida; Rhabditidae
Source: the annotation of a GenBank genome assembly